UAAAAAAUGUCAACUUUCUCUCUUUUUGGUCUUUAUUGCAGUCUUUCUUGAACCAUUCUUCUUUCUCUUUGCCGCCACCGUUCAUGUUUUUUUUCUUCUUCCUCUGUUCCAAAAAUAAAUAAAUCUCUCAAUUAAAAGCCACAAAAUUAAAUAAAAUUGAGAAUAUGGAAGAAUGGUUGAAGAUCUCAUUCGUAGCUUUUUCAAGUGUGAUUGUUGUUGUAAUUGUAAUAACAAUAAUUAAACGAAGAUGUUGUACUAAAAAGUCAGAUCAAUCAAAUUCGUCAAAACAGAAUUUACAAAAUGGAAUUUCGAAACAUCAUCAUCAUCAUCAUGUAAGUGUUACAAACAAAUAUUAUGUUGUUAAAAAAGGUUUCAGUUGGUCUGAUCAUCCAUCACUUGUAACUGAUGCUGUUGAAAAUGGAUGGUCAAGAUUUGCUUUCACAUCUAUUGCUCCAUCUUCAUCCAUUAGAUCAUCAGCUAGGUCCAUUUUAGGAUCAUGUGUUGGUAAUGAUAAUAUGAGUUGGGAGAUUUGUCAAGAUUCAUCUGAUUUUAUGCAGAAAAUUCGAUUUAGUUAUGGCAAUCAAAAACUCAAUAGAAGCAGUAAAUUUAUGUCUGUUGUGAAAACUAGUUUACCAUUACCAGGACCUCAUUUGGGAAAUUCAUCAUUUCCACAAGAAUCUUAUUUCGAGAUAGCAAUUUUGCAAUGGAAUCAAGAGAAUAAUGUUGAAGUUAUGGGAAAGGUAAAAGAGGAUAAAUUAGAUUUGGAGAAAAUUAAGUUAAUUAGAGAGGAUUCUUCUAAUUCAAAGGCUAAUUCAGAGUCUUUGGUUCAUGUUACAAGUAGUAGUAGUAGUAGUUAUCAUCAAAAGAUUCAAGAAUCAAAGGAGAAUUUGAGAAGUGAUGAGUUCAUUGUGUUGUCAAUUGGGCUAACAAGUGCUGCUGCUGGUUCUCUACCACUUAAACUUCCAGGCAGCUAUCAAGGUUCCAUUGGAUUUAACUCAAACGGUUCUGUUUUUCUUGAUGGAAUGAAAUUGGUGUUUGAAUCACAAAGAGAAGAGUGGGGAAAAGCAGAAAGAGUGAUUGGUUGUGGUUACAAUCCAAGCCAAAAGAAGGUAUUUUUCACAGUGGAUUCUUUGUUAGUACAUGAAAUUUUUUGCAAAACAGAAGAAUUUGGAAAUCCACUUUACCCAAUUUUAGCAUCAAAUGGUGAUAUUUUAGUACUAGUAAAUCUUGGACAAAGUGUAUUCAAAUAUCAACCAGCAAAUCUACACAGGACACCAAAUCCUUGCUUCAUUGGUCCAAUAAUGCAAAAUGAUUCAUCAACUCUUGGAUAUGAAGACAGCAAAGAACUUUUCUCAAUGGGUAGAAUUGAUGCACAAUGGCUUAAUAGAAGUAAUACAAGAAGUAAUAACAAUACUGUUAAUAGUUUGAAACAAGUAUUAGAUUAUGAUUUGGAGUCUGAAGGUGAUUUAUUUGAAAUUGUUUUAGAUAAUUGUAAUAGUUAUUCAAGAUCUCCUAACCCUUUGUAACAUAUUUUAAAAAAAAAUAAUUCAAAUGUAACAUUAUAAUUUUGUACAUUUUAUUUUUUUUUGGUUGUAUGAGACCAUGAAGGGGCACUAAAUUAGAAGAUAUUGGUUUUAUUUUAUUUGUUAA
Solanum pennellii is the source of this 1650-nucleotide messenger RNA. RefSeq lists its product as uncharacterized. NCBI's taxonomy places the organism in Eukaryota, Viridiplantae, Streptophyta, Magnoliopsida, Solanales, Solanaceae. The transcript is spliced from 2 exons. The coding region runs from base 165 to 1526 and encodes 453 amino acids. The record is from RefSeq and is a predicted model, not a curated record. Gene Ontology annotation, biological process: cell-cell adhesion.